Molecule: messenger RNA, 2944 nt
Organism: Micropterus salmoides (largemouth bass)
Lineage: Eukaryota; Metazoa; Chordata; Actinopteri; Centrarchiformes; Centrarchidae
Gene: gpat2
Product: glycerol-3-phosphate acyltransferase 2, mitochondrial
Exons: 23
Coding region: 128-2527 (799 amino acids)
Cellular component (GO): mitochondrial membrane
Source: RefSeq, a predicted model, not a curated record
AUAAAAUUUUAAUAAGAACAAAUACUGUCGUCCAAGAAAAGUGAUAUUCGCACAACUGUAAACAGAAAGGUGCUUUGGAGACUAAGCUACUAAAGGUCUCUGGGUAGAAGUCUGCAGGGGGCUCACCAUGGUGCAGGAGAAGAAUAACGGGAUAAACAAAGACGUGGUCCUUCCACCAAUUCAACAGAAUAGACCUGCUUUGUCCUGGGAAUUAAAGAUCAAGAAAGUGCCGAAGAUUUUACCUCCCUGUCUUGGCAAGUUCAGACCAAUUGUUGGCCAGUGCUGCCACCAGUGCACCCCAGACAGUCUGCGCAAGUCGCUUGGACAAAAGUCUUUCCUUGGCUUCCACAACCUGCUGAGUGUCAAGGAGACACACACUAGGUAUCGAGGCUGGCUGGUGCGCAGGGUGUGCUGCGUGCUGUUUGUGAGUGGAUGCAAGGUUUACGCGAGUCCUGUUAGCAACAGACUGGAGAGAGUCUGUCAGAGCAACAGGGUGAAGGAGGCGCUCACAGCAGAGCAGGAAGCACCUGAGGAGGGAGACAGCCGAGGGCAGAUCAACCGCCUCUCACCGUUCCUCCCCCUCAUUAACACCUGCAUCUCCCCAGGCCUCCUACGGUUUGUGGGCUGGAUGAUGCUGAAGACGUUUGCUUCUGUAUUUGGCGUCAUAGAAGUUAACCUCAACCAUCUGUCGGCUUUGCACAGAGCCUCACAAGAGGGAUCUCUGCUGGUGUAUGUGCAUGUGCAUCAGAACAUCAUGGACUAUGCUCUCAUCCCUCUGGUGCUAUUCUGUCGCAACCUGAGAGUCCCAUACACUAUUUGUCCCCUCCAGAUUAACAGCUCCUUCCUAAGAUCAAUCCUGCAGAAAUUAGGUGUGAUCCUCCUGCCACCUUCUGCACAGACUGAGCAGGAUGCUGAGAUGGACAGUAUGUACUCACCUGUCGCGACCACUCUGGUACGUGAGCUGCUACAUGAGGGCCAGGCGAUAAGUGUUGGUGUGUCAGCGGAGUCUGGACGAGGUGGCCAAUGGCUGGCUCGCAUCAGACAGCUCAUCAAAGAGGGAUCUGUCCCCGAUGUCAGUCUGGUCCCUGUGGGCAUCUCAUACGACUGUUUGCCCAAGACAAACAAACAGGUUGGCUUAAGCUCUGUGUUGCAGUGGCUGUGGUCUGUUCUCUGGAGGAGACCAGAAGGAAGUGUGCAGAUCCACUUCGCUCAGCCUUUUUCUCUCAAGGAGAUAUGCGAGUCGGGGAGGUGCCGAGUAGAUGAAUGGCUCCCUCUACAGGACCUGUUGCUGCCUGUUAUCCUCAACAACAGAGCUGGCUGUGUGUAUGGGCGGAGAAGCAUGUCGUGGCUCCUGCCUCAUUCUCAUCAUGCAUCUGAACUCAACAAGCCAACUCCUCCAGAGAGAGACCUCAGCAUCGCCAUCAUCCUCCACCUCAUCUUCUCUACAACCUCCUGUAUGGCUGUGAUGUCCACCAGUCUGGUGUCCAGUCUUUUGCUGUACAGACACCGCAAGGGUGUGCGUGCGUCUGUCCUGUGUCGUGAUGUCGUCUGGCUCACGGAGGAACUGUUGUUCAGGAACAAAGACGUCGGUUUUGGGGGAAAUUUAGUGGAGAUUGUACACUAUUCCCUCUAUCUGCUUGCCCCUCACCUCAUCAUAGCUGCAGCGCCGUCUAGGAAAGACCCACUGAUUGUGCCGCAUCCUUCUCUUGGUGCCACACUUCACCUCACCCUCCAGGCCCAGAUUGUCAGACACACCUUUAUUUUGGAAGCUGUCGGUGCGUGUGCGGUGUCAGCCAUGCUGUGCGAGGUGGCCCGCAGUGGCGUCAGCAGCAGGGUGAGGAGUGACGGCGUGGACGGAGAGGAGGUCAAAGGUGACAUGGAGUUUGAUGUGGCGCUCUGCCAGUCCGAGCUGACUGAGAGAGCCCUGCAGCUCUGCCAUCUCCUGCCUCCGGGCUUCAUGCCACCCUGUCAGCCGUCCCAGAGUUUUGCUCUGGAUGCAGUUGACAGUCUCGUACGCUGUGGCAUCCUGAUUAUGGAAGAAAUUCCCAGGGACGUUCCCAUCUGUGAUUUCUGGAAGAGGGAGUGCACUCUGACCUGGACCACGUCUGACGAGCCUUAUCACAGUGACUCUGACUGUGAGGAGCAGGAACUGCGUUCCUACAAGAUAAGCCAGCCAAAUCAGUGUCCAGAGAUGCUCUUCUUCCUCUGCAGUAUGCUAGCUGGUCAUCUAAGGUCGCUGUGCUGGGCGACCGCUGGACUGGACCUUCUACACACACCUCUGCCAGAAGCAGAAUUUGUGGCUCAGAUACACUCCCAUCUGUGUGACACUGCAAACAAGAAGAAACAGCACUAUGAGAGCUGCUCAGAGGAGGCUGCACGCACUGCAGUUAGAACACUAAUAGACCUGGGGGUCCUUUCAGAGGAGCGGCAAAAAGGAGGCAUCUUCCUGGGUGUCAGUACUUUGUUCCAGGUAUCAGAGAACAGGCAGAAACUGCACCGCUUCAUCUCACAGUACCUCUUCAAUUAAUGUGUUUAACCGAGCAGCCUGACUCGAGGCCUUGAAGCGGUUUGUUUUGUUUUAGAGAAGUUGUCUGUUAGUGUAAAAUAAGCUUGUGUUCGGUGUUAAAUACCAGAAGCAUGCUGAGCCGGGACGCUCGUGCCUUUUAUGUUAAUUGUAUUUUGAUGUUUCCGUGAUGAGACAUUGAUUUUAAGUUUAUGUUUUGUAAUAGCAUUAGCAUAAAGCCACAGGAGGCGAGGAUUAUGAAGUCCCUGUAAUCAGUUGAAAGGACUCCGCUCGCUGCAGCUUGUGUUUACCAUGUUUAUGUUGUAAUGAAGGCCGCCGAUGUUUUUAUUUGUAAUGCGAACAUUUAGCUUAGUGCUGCUUUUUUUCUGUUUUUCACAAGUUGAUCAGUACUACUGACAAUAAACACAUUUGCUUGAGGCA